UUGUGGUACUCUGGAAAUGCGCCUUUUUUUUUUUUGAUUUACUAAUCAAGUAACGAGGUACGGUUGCUGUGGUGUUUAAAGUUUGAUGUUUAAUAAUGAAGAUCGAAGAAGUAAAAAAUACUGCGAAAACUCAGAGAAUUUCCGCUCAUACUCAUAUUAAAGGCUUAGGACUCGAUGAGAAUGGAAAUGCUAUACAAUUUGCAGCCGGUCUCGUUGGUCAAGAAAUGGCCCGAGAGGCUGCUGGAAUUGUUGUUGAUAUGAUAAGAUCUAAAAAAAUGUCUGGUCGAGCAAUUUUAUUUGCUGGUCCACCAGGAACAGGAAAAACCGCUAUAGCUUUGGCAAUAGCUCAGGAGUUGGGUAAUAAAGUGCCUUUUUGUCCAAUGGUAGGUUCAGAAGUUUACAGUUCUGAAAUCAAAAAGACAGAAGUACUUAUGGAGAAUUUUAGAAGAGCUAUUGGUUUAAGAAUCAAGGAAACAAAAGAGGUUUAUGAAGGAGAAGUUACGGAAUUGUCACCUUUAGAAACUGAAAAUCCAGUAGGCGGUUAUGGCAAAACAGUCUCACACGUUGUUAUUGGAUUGAAAACUGCCAAGGGAACUAAGCAAUUAAAACUUGAUCCUUUAAUUUAUGAAUCUUUACAAAAAGAAAAGGUCGAGGUUGGCGAUGUAAUUUAUAUCGAAGCAAAUAGUGGUGCAGUGAAGAGGCAAGGCAGAAGCGAUAAUUAUGCUACAGAAUUUGAUUUGGAAGCCGAAGAAUAUGUACCAUUACCUAAAGGCGAUGUUCAUAAGAAGAAGGAAGUUAUUCAGGAUGUAACGUUACACGAUUUGGAUGUUGCCAAUGCAAAACCUCAGGGAGGACAAGAUAUAAUGUCCAUGAUGGGACAAUUAAUGAAGCCAAAAAAAACAGAAAUUACAGAUAAAUUAAGAAAAGAAAUUAAUAAAGUAGUUAACAAAUAUAUUGAUCAAGGAAUUGCUGAGUUGGUGCCAGGAGUAUUAUUUAUCGAUGAGGUUCAUAUGCUUGAUAUUGAAACUUUCACCUACCUCCAUAGAGCUUUAGAAACAGCUAUUGCUCCUAUUGUUAUAUUUGCAACGAAUCGUGGACAAUGCGUUAUACGUGGAGCAGAAGAUAUUAUAUCACCACACGGAGUUCCUCUAGAUCUUCUUGACAGACUUCUCAUAAUAAAAACUUUGCCUUAUUCACGAUCAGAAAUUGAACAAAUUAUUAAGUUGAGAGCAGUCACAGAAGGUUUACAACUGGAAGAUGAAGCUCUCACAGUACUUAGCGAACUCGGCGCAAGGACAACUUUGAGAUACGUAGUUCAAUUAUUGACACCUGCUUCUUUAGCAGCCAAAAUUAACGGCAGAUCAAGUAUUAAAAAAGAAGAUAUCGAAGAAGUUAAACGUUUGUUCCUCGAUGCAAAAUCCUCUGCAAAGAUUCUUACGCAGCAGAAAGAUAAAUUUAUGAAAUAAUACUAGUAAUUUAUUUAAAUAUAAUAUAAUUUAAGCUUAAAG
Molecule: messenger RNA, 1508 nt
Organism: Ceratosolen solmsi marchali
Lineage: Eukaryota; Metazoa; Arthropoda; Insecta; Hymenoptera; Agaonidae
Gene: pont
Product: RuvB-like helicase pontin
Exons: 3
Coding region: 96-1466 (456 amino acids)
Molecular function (GO): ATP-dependent activity, acting on DNA; ATP hydrolysis activity; ATP binding
Source: RefSeq, a predicted model, not a curated record